Molecule: messenger RNA, 1366 nt
Organism: Paralichthys olivaceus (Japanese flounder)
Lineage: Eukaryota; Metazoa; Chordata; Actinopteri; Pleuronectiformes; Paralichthyidae
Source: RefSeq, a predicted model, not a curated record
AAAACGGUGGACUGCAUGACGACCAUGUCAGUCCCCUCCACGCUCGUCAAAUGCCUCUACCUGUUCUUUGACCUGCCCCACAUGGUUGAGGCCACGGUGGGCCCGACCCCGCAGCCUCCGCCGCCACCACCGCCGCCGCCUUCCACCCAGGAAAAGACCCCGGUGCAGGGCCAGCCGGAGCUGCCCCUCGCUGAUCGCAGGGUGCUACUUCAGAAAGUCUUUGUCCAGAUCCUGGUGAAGCUCUGCACCUUUGUGUCCCCGGCAGAGGAGCUGGCCCAGAAGGACGACCUCCAGCUCCUCUUCAGUGCCAUCACCUCCUGGUGCCCCCCCCACAACCUGCCCUGGCGGAGGAGCGCUGGGGAGGUGCUCACCACCAUCUCCAGACACGGCCUCAGCGUCAACGUGGUCAAAUACAUACACGAGAAGGAAUGCCUCGCCACGUGUGUUCAGAACAUGCAGCAGUCCGAUGACCUCUCCCCGCUGGAGAUCGUGGAGAUGUUUGCCGGCCUCUCCUGCUUCCUUAAAGACUCCAGUGACGUGUCACAGACGCUGCUGGACGAUUUCCGAAUGUGCCAGGGUUACGCCUUCCUCUCCGACCUCACGCUCAGACUGGAACAGGCCAAGGAAGACGAGUCGAAAGAUGCACUGAAGGACCUGGUCAACCUGGUCACCUGUCUGACUACAUACGGAGUGACGGAGCUCAAACCUGCUGGUCUGACAACUGGAGCCCCCUUCCUGCUGCCGGGCUUCGUUCUCCCACAGUCUUCUGGGAAAGGCCACACAGUACGAAAUAUCCAGGCCUUCGCGGUGCUCCAGAACGCCUUCCUGCGAGCCAAAACGAGCCGCCUGGCCGACAUGCUACUGGACGCCAUCGGAAACAUCUACUCAGCAGAGCCGGCAAACUACUUCAUCCUGGAGUCGCAGCACACCCUGUCGCAGUUUGCAGAGCGCGUGGCCAAGCUCCCCGACGCCCAGGCCAAGUACUUUGAGCUUCUGGAGUUUGUCGUCUUCAGCCUCAACUAUGUGCCAUGCAAGGAGCUGUUCAGCGUGAGCGUGCUGCUCAAAUCGAGCACGUCGCACGCCUGCAGCAUCACGGCCGUGCGGACUCUGCUGAAGCUGGCCAGGCACGACCCGGUGUUCAGCGACGUGCUGCGGGAGGUCGGCCUGCUGGAGGUGCUGGUCAACCUGCUGCACAAGUACGCUGCCUUGCUCAAAGACCCGGCCACGCAGCAGCAGCCACACAACAACGACCAAGCCGACUGUAAAAACAACACGGUGGCGGAAGAGCAGAAGCAGCUGGCCUGGCUGGUGAUGGAGACUCUGACUGUGCUGCUGCAGGGCUCCAACACCACCAGCACUAAUGCAG